Molecule: messenger RNA, 3732 nt
Organism: Adineta ricciae
Lineage: Eukaryota; Metazoa; Rotifera; Eurotatoria; Adinetida; Adinetidae
Source: the annotation of a GenBank genome assembly
AUGACCGACAAAUCCCUAUCAAUAUUACCUAACGAACCAUUGUAUCAUAUUUUGAAGUAUCUUGAUACACACUUUAUUAUUUUCACGUUACGUCGUAUAUCCAAACAAUUCUAUGAUAUUACCAAUCGUUAUAAUGGAUAUCUACUCGAUGUUAAUUCGAUAUCAUCAUUACAUUUGAAAAUCAUAUCACGAAUUAUCCGACCGGAAAGUAUAACUGCACUGAAGUUUCAUGACGAACCAAAUCAACAAAGUCAAAUUGGAUUAUUUUUCUCAAUUUUCAAUAUCGAUCAAUUGGUUUCAUUGAAAAUGAUUGUAGUGGGUGAUUGUUUUCAUUCGGAAAAUUAUCAACAUUUGCAAAAAGUUGUNCAAACAAUAGUUAUAGCAAAAUUCACUAUGGAUCAAUCUGGACCUUCAAAACACUGUUCACAAUUGUUAUCAUUGACAAUUGGUGAUAGUGUUUUAUCCAUGUUGGAUUUCGGAUUGCUUCUUUCGUUGACACCGUCAUUAAUCAGACUCAAUCUAAGAUCUUAUCGAACAACGUUGGAUUCAAUUAGCAAUGGAUCAGAUUGGUCCGACUUAAUUCAAACAAAACUAUCCAAUCUAAGAAUAUUUCAUUUUUUCUUUUCUUAUUCUUUAAAAGAAAGAAGCGAAGCGAAAGAUUUGGAUUUAUUGAUCAAUCACUUUCGAACUCCAUUUUGGUUGCAUGAAAAGCAAUGGAUUGUCACAUGUGAUUAUUACUUACACAACAAUCUGGUGAAUAUUUAUACAACACCUCAAUGCACCAUGGAUUUUGAAAAACAAAUACGCUGCAUUAAGUCAAAGCAAGCUUCUUCGAUUAUGCUAAGGUUUCAUUCAAUCGUUGAUUUGCUAUCAAUGACGAACGACGCUACAGAAUCAACUCCGUUGACGACAUUGAACUUGGAUGAUGAAAAUAUUCAAAUGCACGAUAUCAAAUAUUUGGCAUAUGCAUUACAAACGAAUAAAACAGUCAAACAUUUUACAAUGAAAAACAAUGCCAUUGGAGAAGAAGGAGCACGAUACAUUGCUGAAGCUUUACGAACGAAUACGACAUUGAUAUCAAUUGAUUUGGACGGAAAUCGAAUCGGAAAUAAAGGAGUACAGUACUUGGUUGAUGGAUUACAACACAAUACGGUUAUUCGGAGUAUCUUUCUUGGAGGGAACGAUAUUGGUGAAGAUGGCGCGUUGCACCUGGCUGAAGGAAUCAAGCGUAUGAAGACACUUACGACGCUUGGUCUAAAUGACAAUCAAAUUGGAACAUGUGGAGCAAAAUACCUGAGUGACGCUUUAAGAGAUAAUCAAGCCCUUGUUAUUUCCCAUCUUCUCCUACGGGGAAAUAAGCUUGGUGAUGAGGGUGUACAGAGUUUAGUUAAGGGCUUCAGAAAUAACACGACGAUUUCUCAUCUUCAUCUUGACAAUAAUGACAUUCGAGACGAAGGAGCACGGUAUCUUUUCGAAAGUUUAAUGAAGAACACGACACUUACUUUACUUACUCUCAAUGGAAACAAGAUUGGAAUUACUGGUGCACAAUGUUUAGCCAAUGCGCUCAGAAAUAAAAGGGAACUAAUUCAACUUGAUUUGAGGGAUAAUAAUCUUGGAGAUCAGGGUGUAUUACAUGUUAUUGAAAUUCUGCAAGAUAUGGAAACAUUAAAAUCACUCAAUUUGAGUGCAAAUGGAAUCAGUGCUGCAACUGCAGAACGAAUCUAUGAAUUAUUUCAAAAGAAACAUAGAUUGAUCUAUUUCGACCUGACAGAUAAUGACGAGUGUGCUGCUGCUGCAAUGAAUGCAGAUUUUCAACUUCGAAACAGCGAGAUACUCACACUGAAUCUGCAAUCGAAGAACAUAGGAGACAAAGGAGUUACAUUUAUUGCUGAUGCGUUGAAAAACAAUACCACACUUCGAGAGUUGGAUCUGCGAUCGAACAAGAUUGGAGAAAAGGGAGCAGAAGCACUGUCUUUUGCAUUACGCAAUAAUACAAUCCUGAAAAAACUAUGUCUUAGUGAUAAUGAAGAUGUCCGUUGUGAUAUUAUCGAGAUGAUUUUUAUUCGAACUAGAAAAAGAAAGACCCGAAAAAUCAUGUCAUUCUUAGGAGAGAAGAUGAAUGACUUCGGAAUUGAAUAUUUGCUCGGCACACUAAACAACAAUACAACUAUUGAAGAACUCGAACUCUCUGCCAAUGAAAUCACAGAUCAGGGUGUUCAGUUAAUCACCGAUUGGUUGAAAACUAACAGACCUCUUGAAAAACUCAGUAUCUGCUACAACUACAUCACUGACAUCGGAGCCGUAUACAUAGCUGAUAUGCUAAAAGAGAACACNGAACUCGAACUCUCUGCCAAUGAAAUCACAGAUCAGGGUGUUCAGUUAAUCACCGAUUGGUUGAAAACUAACAGACCUCUUGAAAAACUCAGUAUCUGCUACAACUACAUCACUGACAUCGGAGCCGUAUACAUAGCUGAUAUGCUAAAAGAGAACACAACUUUGAAAGUCUUGGAUUUAAGAUCGAAUAAAAUUGAGACUAAGGGUAUCGAAAGUCUUGCUGAUGCAAUGGAAACAAAUACAACACUUACAAAACUUGAUCUAGAAGGUAAUCGGAGCGAUCUGUGUAAAGCAUUAGAGCAAUCUGUGCAUAUCCGACAUGACAAAGAUUUGAAGAUAUUUAGAGCAAUACCGAGAUGUCUGGGACAUGAAGGAGCGAAAAUGAUUGGUCGAGGAUUACGGAAUCAUAUGUGUCUAACGGAAUUAUCUUUCGAUGACUGUAAAAUUGGAUAUGAAGGAAUAAAGUGCAUUUCUUCUAUUUUGAAAACUAACAAGUCAUUAACGAGACUUUGUUUCAAUGGCAAUCUGAUCGAAUGCAAAGGCGUACAGUGUUUGACUGAAACUUUACAACAUCAUUCCGCCUUAGCUAUUCUAGAACUUCAAUACAAUUCAAUCGGUGAUGAAGGAGCAAAAUAUUUGGCUGAUCUAUUAAAAACUAAUCGAAUGCUUACUACAUUAGAUUUACAGAGAAAUCUAAUAGGAUACCAAGGAGCUCAAUAUUUCAUUGAUGCAUUGAAAACCAAUACGAAUCUUCAAUAUCUGAAACUACGACACAACAAGAGUCCAGCAUGCGAAGCCAUAUCGAUCAUCCGUGGAAGUCUGCAUGUGGAACAUGAACGCGAUGUAGAUCUUGAAUGUUGCGGUGUCGGAGAUCGGAUAAUUGAAUACAUGUCAUCUCUAAUACCAACAGCGAAUAGAAUACAAUGCCUCAAUCUCAUUUCAAACAAUAUAACCGAUACUGGUGCUCAGUACUUAGCUACGGCGAUCAAACAAUCGACAACACUGAUCCAAUUAUAUCUUCAUUCGAAUGCUAUUGGAGACGAAGGAGCAUGUCACCUUGCUGAAGCAUUAAAAUAUAACCAAACGCUUUCUACGCUCCAUCUUCGUGGCAAUCAAAUUGGUCCAGCAGGCAUACGAGACUUGGAAGAUGUUAAACGAAUUAGAACAACACCAAUAGAAUUCGAUCUUAACAGUGUAAUUCAAUUGCUAUGUCCGCAAAGACAUCGGCUCAAGUUGUGCAACAGCCAACAACGUAAAAAGAACAAUACGGAAUCAUACGAAACGAAUGGAUAUAAAUGUGAUAUAUGUUCACAAGAAUUACUGUGUCUCUCAUGGCACUGCUCUUGUACAAUAACUGGAUUUGACAUUUGUGAAAGAUGUCCAGAUCGACAGGAAUAA